Messenger RNA from Labeo rohita (rohu), 3946 nucleotides. It is a transcript of the gene sgms1a, whose product is annotated as sphingomyelin synthase 1a. The transcript has 6 exons. Gene Ontology annotation, cellular component: Golgi membrane; endoplasmic reticulum membrane. Lineage: Eukaryota; Metazoa; Chordata; Actinopteri; Cypriniformes; Cyprinidae. Bases 462 to 1721 code for a protein of 419 amino acids. The record is from RefSeq and is a predicted model, not a curated record. Gene Ontology annotation, molecular function: protein binding; sphingomyelin synthase activity; ceramide cholinephosphotransferase activity. Gene Ontology annotation, biological process: ceramide biosynthetic process; sphingomyelin biosynthetic process.
CUUCUUCUUCUUCACGCAGGACCGACCGCUUUAAAACCGCCCACUGACGCGCACCUCUCCAGCUUGGUAUACGCGGCUAAAACCACCAACCCCAUCACAACACAGUCACACUCUUCUGACGGGGAUAUAUCACCCGACAGCGGGAUUAUCAGGAGAGGCGUGUUGUUUUGGCCUGGACCAGGAUCGCGUCGGAUCGGACGAGCUACAAGUCUUCUUUGGAAAAAAUAACAACGCGGGCCAUACGUUGGUGCACACAGACACUAAGACAUUCAGCAUCCUUGAGACUAAAAUAAAUGUUCAAAUUUUCCUUAAUUUAACAACCGCGAAUGAGGAGGGGGUGAAAAAUUGGACCUCCCAGAUACUAUCCUCCAAUGUCCCAGAGACACUAUGACUGCUGUCGGGGCACCAAACUGCUGAGUGAAAACCCCUAAAACGGCCCUUUGACUCUUUUUUACCCAGACAUGAAGGAGGUGAGGCUGUGGACAUGCAGUGACGUCUCUGAUUGGCUGACCGACGAAGGCAUGCAGGAGUACAUGGAUGCAUUGCAGAAUGUGGACGGCCCUGCCCUUUUAAAACUCUCUGAGGAAGACUUUAAGGCCUCGCCUUUGUCUCUGGUCACAGGAGACAGUGGUCGACAGCUUUUGGAACGCAUAGAGACUUUGCGCUUCACCAGCCACAUGAAGGCGCACAAGAACAACAACCACGAAAAAAGUCACCAUGCCAACGGCCACGCUGGCAUCGCCCUUGCCAACGGCAGUGUGAGCAACGGCAAGAUCCCUAAUGGCAUUCCAAAGAACGGCUUGCAUCCGGAGCCGAUUCGCAUCUUGAUUCCGUCGCUGCCUGAGCAGGAGCGUACGCCGUAUCCCACAGAGUGGUUCAAAACAGGCGUGGCCUUCCUUUACGCUUUGUUCUGCUUCCUCACCACAACAGUUGUGAUCUCAGUGGUGCACGAGCGUGUCCCACCCAAGGAAGAGUCUCCGCCCCUGCCAGAUAAAUUCUUUGAUCUGUUCGAUCGUGUGGAGUGGGCGUUUUCCAUCUGUGAAAUCAACGGCAUGCUGCUUGUGGGACUGUGGUUUACACAGUGGCUUCUGCUUAAACACAGGUCCAUAGUCGGUCGCCGGUUCUUUUUCAUUGUGGGAACUCUAUAUUUGUACAGAUGCGUGACCAUGUACGUUACGACAUUACCUGUGCCAGGCAUGCACUUCAAAUGCUCCCCAAAGCUGUUCGGUGACUGGGAGGCGCAGUCACGGCGGGUAAUGAAAAUGAUGGCUGGUGGUGGCCUGUCAAUCACUGGCUCUCACUCUUUGUGUGGAGAUUACUUGUACAGUGGACACACAGUGAUGCUAACACUAACAUACCUCUUUAUUAAAGAGUAUUCUCCACGGAGGUUCUGGUGGUAUCACUGGAUCUGCUGGUGCCUGAGUGCAAUCGGUAUCUUCUGCAUCCUGUUGGCUCAUGAUCACUACACCGUUGAUGUUGUGGUGGCCUACUACAUGACCACACGCCUCUUUUGGUGGUAUCAUACAAUGGCAAAUCAGCAGGCUCUAAAGGAAAUUUCCACUGGCAACCUGUUCUCUCGUGUUUGGUGGUUCGGCCCAUUCCAGUACUUUGAGAGUAACGUCCGUGGCAUUGUGCCUCGAAACUAUCAGCUGCCGUUCUUGUUGCGAACAAUGACGAGCGCCCGGGUUAAAUACAGUAAGCUGGACUCCCGUGAGUCAUGACCCAUGGCUCCCGAUUGGCUGGAGCUCUGUGAGACUCUAAAAGAGAAACUUCUCUUCCCGUCAAGCCCUGCAAAACUGGUUGAGCACUGUGACGCAUAUACACCGAUCAUUUUGUAGUAUUUGAAACAUUUCAGUGUCCCUAGCAGGUAUGUAUAUGUAGAGCAGAGCACCUAACAACUGGAUUUGAUUUGCUGCUCUUUAUAAUAGUUAAAAAUGGCCAGGCCUCGACAGACUUGGUCUGGCAGAAUAUGUCGUUUAAAGUUCAUUUACCUGCCAAAACUGUAUUGAAUAAACUGGAACCCUUAUAGAAACAGAUUUUGUUUUUAAAAAACAUCUUUUUGUAAUAAUUUUAUUAAUUCUGGAGUAAGACUUUUUUCUAAAUCUUUCGCAGGUUUAUUUUCCAAAAACAAGUGUCGUCCAAAUAGAAUAUCUUUUUUAGAUUUGUACCUUCCUGAAAGCUGGAACCCGUACAGCUUCAGUGUUUUAUAGUGCCUUUCUUCCAUACACAGAUAUAUAUUUCAACAUACAGGACAUACACAUGUAAUAUACACACACAUUCAUAAUGUAGAUGCUUUAAACAUUUAUUACAGUGUGUUAACCUGCUAUGUUGUCUGUCUGAAUGUCUGAAAGUUUUGUUUGGCCUGUAAUCAUUAAGAGAGGCAGUAUGUUUGUAUAGAAGCUUUGAAUGUGGAAGGUCACUUCUGCCUUUCACAUUACAACAAUCCUUCGAUUCAAACCCUGAGCACACACACUUCCCAGUGUUUUAAUUUGAAUGAUUGUGUUCAGUUAUUCAUUACUGGAGAUUUACACUUUUGUCAGUUGGUGUAGCAAACAAAAUACAGAUGAAUGAAAAAUAGUGAAGCUAUAGUGUUCAUCUGUCAAAAAAAACACUCAAAUUUUGCCACGACUAAAGGGCUGUUUAUACAGGAUGUGUUUUGCUUUCAAAAAAGGUAUUGUGUAAUUGUUUUUAACAUGCAAAACACAGUGAUUGUGGUCAAAGAUGUCUGUGUAGGGCCUGUUUACAUAGCGAAACAACUAAAAGCGGUGCAGAUGUGUGCCAGAAUGCAUCUUUGUGUUUUGUAGCUAAUUUAAUCCACCAAAGUUUGAACCAUGAGAACAAAGUUUUCAAAGCUAGGCUUUGGAAACCAUCCUAAUUGACAGAAAAGAUUUAUUUAUACAGAUUAAAUGUUUACAAUAUUACACAUGAAACUAAUAAUGUAAGUGUAUGUAAAUGAGGUAAUCUGUACAUUAAAUAACAUGUAGUAUUGUUGUAUGCUGUACAACAUAACAUGUUUAUCUGUCAAAGUAAAUGACCCCAAUAUACGUGUAGUUUUAAAUGAUAAAAGUUUAGUAAAAGAAGCUAUUCGAGGGCGUUUUUUUUUAUUUUGUUUUUUUUUAAUGUGAAGUGUGUCUGCUCAAAUUAUGCUUCCGCUAGCCAAAGGGAAUCAUCAAGUCUCUUGCUCAAUCGCCAGAAGUGUUGUACAUGUCCUAGAGCAAGAACCAAAUAGAAACUGGUGUUAUUUUUAACAGGUAGACUGAAUGAUAGACAAGACAGGCCUGUAAAACGACUGAAUGAGUCUCUGAACUGUGAAUGUACAAUCAGUGACUGCACAGUUUAAAACUGGAAGGAAAAUCAGAAGCACUUUAAAUUGAUACACACUUCUCCGACACACCGCACUUCAUUGACCUGGAGCGUAAAAACACUAUUUUAUUAUUCCCCCAAGUAACAGCCUGAUUGAUGGUUUUACUGUAUGCUUUCUUUCAAAUGAAACUGACAGUGGAAUCAGACCUGUGAAUGUGCGACAUGUACCAAUAUGCAGCUGUAAUGUAUGUAACACUUAGUGUUGAUAUGAAUGGCUGCUGUUUGCCACAGAGUUUUAUUGUUUAAUUUCAUUUUUUUGAGAAAAUGGAACAUUAAUAACCAGUGUUGGGUUCGAAAAGAUUUUAAGUUCUAAAUAAUAAAGUGUUUGUUUAUUUAAUUGGGAAAUCCAGAUUGUUAAGCUGUUAAUUUAGCUGAGAGAAGUGAACAGAGCAUUGGCUUCUGAUAAAAUAUCUGUAAAUGCAUGUUGAUGUUUUUUGUUGUUUUGUUUCCUUAUUGUCAAUCAUAAAUCCAGCAUUGUCAAAUUACUUUAUGUUGUCUAAUGUAAACCAGGUUAUUUGUGCUAAACAAUCUCUUAAUAUGAGACCAGGAGUGGGGCAGAUAUUGAAUAAAAAUUUUAAUAUUC